ACAAAUGUCUCCAAAUAGUCCAUCCUCAUCAAUAUGUUGUUGUUCUCGAUAUUUCCGAAGAUCUUCUUCUUCCCAACAACAACAACAACAAAAUCUUGAAAAUAUUCAAAGUACUCAGUUAGAACCAAUUGAAAUCAAAGUAAAUGGUCAGUCACAUCUGAUGAUUCCUCACGUGGCAAUUCGACCAUCAAAUACCCAACCAGCUCAAACUGCGAUCGCAGAAAUUCCAGUACCUCUGGCGACAGAUACCUUGUCUGAAAUUAAUGUGGAUAUUUUUGAGACCGCUAGAACUUCCAGGACGUUUUCUGAUGGGAAGCUUCAUCCAAUGAAAGAUCUAAUUCGAAUGAUUCGAAUUGAAGAGGGUCUCGACGUGACACCACGACCUGAUCCAUUACCACUUCAAGUAUCCGCUGUUCAACCAAGUUCGUCGACUGCUGUUCAAAUGCCAACAAUUCCCGAAAUACCAGAAAUUCCUGAGAUCAGGAGGAAACAUUCGAAACCACGAAAAGCAGUUUUCAAUGAGGAUGGGGAUAUAACUACAAGAAGUAUAGCAAGUCAUCCCAGAGAGAACCAUUUGCCCGUUUAUACAAUAACCAAUUCUCGCAAGCUAUCAGCGGAAAGUAUUGGUGUUCCAGUCGCAACAAUCCCGCAAUCACAUUCUCGAGCUAUGGUCCGUUCAUCUCCAAUCACUCGCCAAAUAAAUUCAGCACCUCAAAUAAUCACUGCUUUUGUUGCGUUUACCUAUGCAUGCAUUACAACCAUUUUCACAUCUUUUACUAAUUUUUUUUCAAAAAAGUGAGCCAGUUAAAGAGUUUGUAGUUAUGUUAUUUCAAGUGAUAUAAAAAAGUUAUCAACUACAAAAGUGUAGAAAAUAAUUCAACGUGCACUUUUGUAGUUGAUAAAUUUUUGAAAGCACAAAGGAAAAGUAGCAAAACUUUAACAAAUUUUUAAUAGCCUAAAAAUGUCCCAAAAGACCAAAUUUCAUGUUGAGAAUUCUCAAAAAAACAUUAAAAAAUGUUUGAAUUUUUUUUUGAGAAGUCUCAUUAUCAAUUGUGGGAUUUUUGAACCAUUUUCAGUCUAUGGAACAAUAUUGCUACUUAUCUUAAAAAUGAACCUAACUAACUUUUUGAAUGUGCCAGUUUGAAUAGUUAGUUUGUAUAAUAUAAUUAUCAAAAAAAAAAACAUAUUAAAAUUCCAAUUAUCAUUUGCCAAAGCCAAGUUUGCCAUUUUCUUUCUUCCCCAGUAGGAUAUUUGUUAUUCUUUGGGUACACCCACUUAUCCUGUGAUUUCGAUGUUUCUUCAUAAUUGUCAUAUCUUUCCUUUCCCUCUUCAAAAUAACUGUUACUUCUGGUUUUUUGUCGGCUUGUAACUAUAGCUAACUGUGGUACUUUCCUUUAAUUAUCUACUACCACUUUUCCCUUAUUACUUUCUCCAUCUUCCUCCCACUUUCCGUAGAUUCCUCUAGGUUGUCCAUAUAAACGAAAACA
Caenorhabditis elegans is the source of this 1487-nucleotide messenger RNA. RefSeq lists its product as uncharacterized. Bases 5 to 799 code for a protein of 264 amino acids. Lineage: Eukaryota; Metazoa; Nematoda; Chromadorea; Rhabditida; Rhabditidae. The record is from RefSeq and is marked reviewed. The transcript has 4 exons.